AUGUCCUUUGUGUUCCGCCCUCUCGCCCGAGCGGCAUCCCGAGCCCACUCUGCCAAGCGCUUCGCAUCCACCUCGGCGACUUCGGCAGCUCCGACGGCAUCUCGCGGCCGGCUCGGAGCAGCUGUUGUGACAGGUGCAGCCCUCACGCUACUGGCGUAUGGGGCACUGCAAUCCAACCGCGCAGAGGCCGAGGCUGGCGCCGUGAGGUUCCCCGCCAGCAGCGGCAAGCUCACCGGCGAGCGGAUCGUGAGCCUCGGCGAGCUCGAGAAGCACACGCAUACCGGUAGCCUGUGGGUCGUGAUUGACAGCAAGGUGUACGAUGUCACCAACUUUGCAAAGGAGCAUCCCGGUGGAUCCAAGGUGCUGCUCGAGUGGGCAGGUAAGGAUGUGUCCAAGCUCUUUUGGAUGAUCCACCCCGGCACCACACUCGAAAAGCACGAGUAUGACACAGUCGUGUUCGUCGGCAAGCUUGACGACGAUGCCGUGGAAAAGUUCGCCAUGACCAAGUCGGACGAGGACAGGGAUAUUGAGAAGGCAAAGGCAGCUCUGUUUGGGGUUGACUCUGUUGCGUCCAUCAGCGACUUUGAGCGAUACGCCAAGGACUGCCUGUCUCUCGUGGCGUGGGCAUACUUCAGCACCGGCGCCGACUCGGAGGACUCGUUGUCAGAGAAUGCAGCUGCGUACACGCGUGUCUUCUUCCGACCCAGGAUUAUGCGCAACGUCCAGGGUGUGGACGCCAGCACCGAGAUACUGGGCUACAAGUCCAGUAUCCCCGUGUACGUCUCGCCAACGGCACGCAAUGGCUGGGGCAACCCCGAGGGUGAGGUGGCCGUCGCAAAGGGUGCCGGUGCUGGCGGUAUCCUCCAGGUCCUAUCACACUAUGCGAGCAGGUCGCUCGAGGAGGUCAAGGCGGCUGCGCGGGAGGGACAGGAGAUCGGCUGGCAGCUGUACCUCUCCCCCGACCGCGAGAAGAGCGCUCAGGCCGUCCGCGACGCCGUCGCUGCGGGUGCACACUCGAUCUGGAUCACCGCCGAUACGACCAUUCUCGGCAAACGCGAGGUCGAACGCAGGAUGUUGGCGGAAGCCACGCCUACUCCCAACGGCAAGCCUUUGACGCGUACCCCGGUUGUCUACUCGAACCACGAGCUCAACAUGAGCUGGGAUGACAUCAACUGGGUCAAGAAGCUUGCACCCGGUCUUCCCGUUGUGAUUAAGGGUGUCGGUGCUUGGGAGGACGUCGAGGAAGCGUACAAGGCCGGCGCCGACGCCGUUGUGCUCUCCAACCACGGUGGUCGUCAGCUCAACUUUGCCGAAGCACCACUCAAAACCCUGGCCGACGUGAACAAGUUUGCACCCCAGGUCUUGGGUCAGGAGCGGUUCAGCAUCUUUGUCGACGGCGGUAUCCGUCACGGCACGGACGUGCUUAAAGCUGUCUGCCUCGGUGCGCGUGGCGUUGGUCUUGGCCGUCCGUUCAUCUACGCGGCGACGGGCUGGGGCGCCGAGGGUGUUGAAAAGGCCAUUAUGAUCCUGAGGGAGGAGAUUGAGAUCGGCAUGGCUCUCCUGGGUGUCACCAAACUGGAUCAACUUGGGCCGCAGUAUGUCGACACCUCCAAGUUGUAG
Molecule: messenger RNA, 1620 nt
Organism: Apiotrichum porosum
Lineage: Eukaryota; Fungi; Basidiomycota; Tremellomycetes; Trichosporonales; Trichosporonaceae
Product: Cytochrome b2, mitochondrial precursor
Exons: 10
Coding region: 1-1620 (539 amino acids)
Biological process (GO): lactate metabolic process
Molecular function (GO): L-lactate dehydrogenase (cytochrome) activity
Source: RefSeq, a predicted model, not a curated record